GCUACUACUAAAAACAUAAACAGCGAUUCUCACAGACUCCUAAGAGAUCGGAUUUGUAUUUAAAUUUGUAUUUGUUUGUAGUGGGUCCUGCUGCUCCUAAUCUCUGGAGGUGGGUCUCAACAGAACCCUAGUUGUGUCGCAAACUGGGGAGCCAAGUGCAGACGUUCUAACCAGCCUUAUUUCUCCUACUGCAAAGCAAGGGAGAAGAGAGAAAAGGGUGCGCUUUAAAGAUCACAUUUAAAUGAUGAUCCUCCAAGGACAUCCCCCCAUGCCUCCCAAAGCACGGCGGCUACUCCCGCUCCUUUAUCCUCCAAGAAUCUGGGAGGCUGCGGAAUCCGCGACGAAGGCUUCGGAGUGGAGCUCCCCCGAGCCUGAGGGGAAUAUGGGCAUGGAACCGAGGCGAGGACUGAACGCCGGCGACCGCGGCGAGCCGCACAGCAGCGAAGCAGGGAAGGUGGCUGCCUGCCCGACCGCCCCCAGCCCGGCGCGCCCCCCGCGCCCCCGCGCGGGCGCGAGUCGCCGGCGGAAGUGCUGCGUCGUGCACUUCCGGGUGUUGUCUGGCAGCCGCCGCCGCCGCCGCCGCCGCGCGUCUCGGAUCUCCCGGCCGCUGCUACCGCCGCCGCCGCCGCCGCCGCCGCUGCCGCCUCAGAUCCUGGAGCCAGGAGCGACGUCACCGCCAUGGCCGGCAUCAAAGGGGCGCCUGGGUGGCUCAGUCGGUUGAGCGUCCGACUUCGCUCAGGUCACGAUCUCACAGUC
Molecule: messenger RNA, 756 nt
Organism: Prionailurus viverrinus (fishing cat)
Lineage: Eukaryota; Metazoa; Chordata; Mammalia; Carnivora; Felidae
Gene: LEPROTL1
Product: leptin receptor overlapping transcript like 1
Exons: 2
Coding region: 242-721 (159 amino acids)
Biological process (GO): late endosome to vacuole transport via multivesicular body sorting pathway; negative regulation of growth hormone receptor signaling pathway
Cellular component (GO): endosome
Source: RefSeq, a predicted model, not a curated record